GAAUCUUUCACAUUACUAUAAAACGUGUUUCGGACUGUCAGUUAGUUAAGAAAUCAAUGUCUGGCUGAAGCGAGCGUGUAUUAUAAGCCACUGACAGAAGACCAGAACGCCCUUUUACCUGUACCUAUAGUCCACUUUCCUCAUCCAACUCCCUCGAACGUCAUCAAUCUACACCACUGUUUUCUUUCAUGGAUUCCCAGUUGCUGAAACUGUAAGAUUACUUUUUUAAUUCUUGAGCAUCAUAUGGUUGUUGUUCAAGUUAGCGUGUUUCAAGAGUCCUCAACUGCUAAUUACUCUUUCGUCUUGAUUUAAUCUUGUUCUGGUUAAGUUGCCAGUUAAAGUGUUUACUUCACUUUUAUAGUUUCGUCUUUGUGGGGUAUUUGGUGGCGUGUUCGAAAGAUGGAGAUUAUUACCAAGUUUAAUUGGGAUACAUUUGGCCAUCUCAGGCCUUACUAUGCCAGGGUUUUCAAUUUUGGUGAGAGAAUGGCAAAUGGCCAUUGUAAAAUUCUGGUCUUCCUAUCUUUAAAUGGACUGGUGGCCAUGGGCUCAUUGAUAUCCUUCCUUUCAGCCAUGGUAUUUGGAUAUAUGUAUUGGUUUCCCACUUCUAGUCCAGUUCUUCGUAGUUAUGCGAUUUCUGAGUCCAAUGUGUCUAAUGGCAAAUGCCACGUUUUUCAUGGAAGUUGGAUCCGUGAUGAAAGUUAUCCUUUAUAUGAUGCCUCAAGAUGCCCGUUUGCAGAGCGUGGAUUUAAUUGCUUGGCUAAUGGGCGGAAAGAUAAUGGUUAUACCAAAUGGAGGUGGAAGCCUAAAGAUUGUGAUAUUCCAAGGUUUAAUGCACGUGCAAUUCUUGAAAAUCUUCGUGGGAAACGAAUUGUCUUUGUAGGCGAUUCAUUGAGUAGAACACAGUGGGAGUCUUUGAUAUGUUUGCUCAUGAUGGGAAUUGAGGAUAAGAGGAGUGUAUAUGAAAUCAAUGGGCAUAAGAUCACGAAACGUAUCAGGUUUUUGAGUGUAUGGUUUAGUUCAUUCGAUCUUACUAUUGACUAUUAUCGAUCAGUUUUCCUGGUACAACCUGGUCCAGUGCCGAGGCGUGCACCAAAGAGGGUGAAGGCUACACUAAGACUCGAUAAGUUGGAUGAUAUUAGCAAAGAGUGGGUUAAUUCUGAUGUUCUGAUUUUUAAUUCGGGACACUGGUGGACACGGACUAAGCUCUUUGAAAUGGGCUGCUAUUUUCAGGUAGGAGACUCGCUGAAGCUUGGAAUGCCAAUCUCUAUUGCCUUCAGGAGAGCAUUAGACACAUGGGCAUCUUGGGUUGAGACUAUGAUACACAGAAAUAGAACAAGUGUAUUCUUCCGGACUUUUGAGUCAUCCCAUUGGAGUGGUAGAAACCGGAAUUCUUGUAAAGUGAGUCGUCACCCCUCAUCAAGAUCUCAUGGGAGGGACCGAAGCCCAAUUUCAGAUAGCAUAAUCAAGGUUGUGGAGAAAAUGACAGUUCCUGUAAAAGUAGUGCAUGUUACACCGAUGGGAGCAUUCCGGAGUGAUGCACAUGUGGGUUCUUGGAGUGACAAUCCAUCUGUACCCGAUUGUAGCCAUUGGUGUCUGCCUGGUGUUCCUGAUACAUGGAAUGAAAUUAUCUUCUCCAAUCUGCUGUCCAAGAAUGGGGACUCUACCAAUGAACACUAGAAGUUCUGAGUUGGUUUCCUUCUCUUGCCUCAAGCAUUUUAAUUUUUAUAUAGAUAUGUAUGAUUUUCCUUCCUUUGUAUCUGUGAAAAGGUGGACAGAAAUUAUAUGUAAUUUCACAAUGUUAUUUUCCCAGUGCACCACUACCAAA
This is a messenger RNA of Carya illinoinensis, 1825 nucleotides long. RefSeq names its product protein trichome berefringence-like 7. Gene Ontology annotation, cellular component: Golgi apparatus. Gene Ontology annotation, molecular function: O-acetyltransferase activity. Lineage: Eukaryota; Viridiplantae; Streptophyta; Magnoliopsida; Fagales; Juglandaceae. Bases 400 to 1677 code for a protein of 425 amino acids. The record is from RefSeq and is a predicted model, not a curated record. The transcript has 4 exons.